Molecule: messenger RNA, 1425 nt
Organism: Acanthosepion pharaonis
Lineage: Eukaryota; Metazoa; Mollusca; Cephalopoda; Sepiida; Sepiidae
Source: the annotation of a GenBank genome assembly
AUGACACUGGACGGAAGGAAAUACCUAGUCUGUGUGGAUUAUUUCUCCAAUUAUACCUUGGUUGAUCGACUCCAAGGAACAUCAUCAGGUUGCACAAUCAAGCUGAUAAAGAAACACUUCAUGAGAUAUGGCAUCCCAGAAGAAGUUACUAUCUAUCUAUCUAUCUAUCUAUCUAUCUAUCUAUCUAUCUAUCUAUCUAUAGGCCUCGAGAAAAUGACUGUGCAUCACCCCCUUGCUUCUCUGGCCAUUAUUGUUGUGGCCUUUGUUGGUACAGUGGGCGCACUUCCUAUUCGCUUGUAUGGAGGUGGAUACUACCCAAUAAAAUAUCCAGUUUUGCCAUAUUUGGGGCAAUUUGGUUUUUUCUAUCAACAUCCAUACAUAAAUUUAAACCCUUACAAUCCAUUUCAAAGAUACUUCGAUGUGAUUCUGCCGGAUAGAACUAGUAUUGAAAUACCGGACAUUCCCUCACCAAUUGUAAGCAAUAAAAAAGAGGCGAUUAAUUGGAUUCUGAUGAUAAUGAAAUGGCCCGGAUGGGAUUCGGUUAUAAAAGACAAACAGACGAAAGAAAAGUGGAAAAAACUGGUUUAUAAUAUGAAUAACUUCACUGAUAUCAAUAACCCGGAAUGGUCGAAUCAGCUUCGCCAGUGGAUCGCGAAACAACGAGAUAGUAUACAACUAUUUUCAAAAGUCUAUGAUUAUAUGAAGCAGUUUCCGGAGUGGGAAGAUAACAUCAAAAUCUGGCUCAACUUCACGUCAGUUUCUGCUGAAUAUGCCAGUUCCUUUAAGGAAUGGGUGAAGAAUCUCACCAAUGGUGCAAAUACAAAUCCUUCAAGGAACUUACCUGGCACAGAACCUCAAUUUCCUGGUUUUCCCCCGACACCCUGGCAGCCACCAGCCGUUCCGUGGCGACCAAUAAAGAAUGUACCUCCAUAUUUUGGUUUCGACGAAUAUGAGGAUCCAGAACGUCAAAAAGAUCUGUUUGGACUCGAUGAACAACCUUCUGAACCCGAGGAUCUGUUUCCACCUUAUUAUCCUUCGCUGUGUGCAAAUUAUGAAUGUUUCCCCAAUCCGCUUCUACCUCCUUCUCCUUCUCCUCCUCCUUCUCCUCCUCCUUCUCUUCCUCCUUCUCCUCCUCCUCUUCCUCCUUCUCUACCAAAUUUUCCCCCGUUUCCUCGUGAUUUACCCCAAUUCCAUAUCAGCUUCAAAACAACAGUAAGAGAUUCCCGACUUAGAGGUACAAGAGGAGAGUAUAUUUUUUCACUGAACGGAUUGCCAGAAACCAACUAUAAUUAUUGGAUUUCAUAUGAGGUGAAUGGAACAAAAGAUACAGAGUUGAAUACAUUUCAACCCCAAAAUGGUGAUCUUAUCAUAAUCGACUACACUGACUGGAAAACAAUUAUAAACAAGAUAGCCACUAUAAAAUAA